Melospiza melodia melodia is the source of this 4135-nucleotide messenger RNA. It is a transcript of the gene HS3ST4, whose product is annotated as heparan sulfate-glucosamine 3-sulfotransferase 4. The record is from RefSeq and is a predicted model, not a curated record. Gene Ontology annotation, molecular function: [heparan sulfate]-glucosamine 3-sulfotransferase activity. The transcript has 2 exons. Bases 1 to 1257 code for a protein of 418 amino acids. NCBI's taxonomy places the organism in Eukaryota, Metazoa, Chordata, Aves, Passeriformes, Passerellidae.
AUGUCCCCCCCCGCCCAGCCGGGGGUGCCGGGCGGGCGCGGCUCUAAGGGGCCCCCGGCGCGGAAGCUGCUCUGCAUGUGCAGCCUCUCCCUGUGCCUCACCUACCUGUGCUACAGCCUGAUGGGGGGCACCGGCCCGGCCGCCCUGCGCUCCCCCGCCGCGCUCCCCGCCUCGGCGGCCCCCGGGGCCCCCCGCUCCCCCACCGCCUUCCCCGCCACGGCGGCCCCGCGCUCCGCCGGCGCCCCGGGCCCCUCGGCCGCUCCGCCGCGGGCCUCCAACGGCAGCCGGGAAGGGGCGGCGGACACCUGGCUGCGGGCGCAGCUGGCCCCCGGGGAGGUGAUCGCGGCGCAGAGCGGAGCCUUCGAGAGGGACCCGCAGGAGUCGAGCACCACGGACGAGGAGCUGAGCCGGGCCGGCAGCCCGGGCAGCCGCGGCGGCGGCAGCAGCACCACGCCGGACUACGGGGAGAAGCGGCUGCCGCAAGCCCUCAUCAUCGGGGUGAAGAAGGGGGGGACGCGGGCGCUGCUGGAGGCCAUCCGGGCGCACCCCGACGUGCGGGCCGUGGGCACCGAGCCCCACUUCUUCGACAGGAACUACGAGAAGGGGCUGGAGUGGUACAGGAACGUGAUGCCCAAGACGCUGGAGGGCCAGAUCACCAUGGAGAAGACGCCCAGCUACUUUGUGACCAACGAGGCCCCGCGGCGCAUCCACUCCAUGGCCAAGGACGCCAAGCUGAUCGUGGUGGUGCGCGACCCCGUCACCCGCGCCAUCUCGGACUACACACAGACCCUCUCCAAAAAGCCAGAGAUCCCCACCUUCGAGGUGCUGGCCUUCAAGAACAGGACCCUGGGGCUGAUUGAUGCCUCCUGGAGCGCUAUCCGCAUUGGGAUUUAUGCCCUGCACUUGGAAAACUGGCUCCAGUAUUUCCCCCUCUCCCAGAUCCUGUUUGUCAGUGGUGAGAGGCUCAUCACUGACCCAGCUGGGGAAAUGGCCAAGGUCCAGGACUUCUUAGGCCUCAAGAGGAUUGUGACAGAGAAGCAUUUUUAUUUUAAUAAGACGAAGGGGUUUCCCUGUCUAAAGAAGCCAGAGGACAGCAGUGCUCCCCGGUGUUUGGGCAAGUCCAAGGGUCGAACUCACCCCAAAAUAGACCCAGAUGUUAUCCACAGACUGCGGAAGUUUUACAAACCCUUCAAUGUCAUGUUUUACCAAAUGACAGGCCAAGAUUUCCAGUGGGAGCAGGAAGAAAGUGAUAAGUAGAACCACAAAAUCAGGAAAAAAAAUUUUUUUGUUUUUGGGAUGUGAAUCAUCAUUUGAGACCCAAAACUCUCUUGGGGCCAGAGGCUCAUCCCUGUGCGUAACAGGCUCUCGUGCUGCCAGGGCUGCAGCAGAAGUGGCCCCAGGUGUGCAGUUGGAACUGUUGUGUCACCUCGGGCUGCACUGGGCUCUCCCCAGCGCAGCACUGGGGCCGGGGCAGGUGGGAGGAGGAGGAGGAGGAGGCAGGGGGAGCGCGGCUGCUCAGGUGAGGGGCACUCUGUGCCAGCGUGUCGCUGCUGGUGUCCCCCUGCAGCCAGGCAGGCAGGUCCAGACCUCCUGCCCAGCAAGAGGGUGGCUCCCAAAACCCAGCGCUGGGACAAACCCAGAGAUUUGAUUUCUCCUGCCCUGCAUUUUAGUUUUGCCCAAACAGCAGCAUCAGAUCUGGUAAAUUCAGGCCUUGUGCACUCACAUGCACACUGGUCUUCAUGUGUGGAAGGAAUAAAGCCAGUUAUGCUGCAAAGGAACUAUGUACAGGAACUUCAUUUGCACCAAACGUUUCAAUUACUUCUUGCACUAAAACUAGAAUUUACCAAGUGCCACAGACACCUGGUCUCAAUUCUCCUCUGACUGAUGGGUGCACCUCCACUGUUGGAAGAGAGUUGUUCCUUUUUGCUGAGAUGCUCAGUGAGAUCAGAACUGGGAUCUCCCCAGGUCUCCAUCCUGCUGGGGGCUGAACGAGCACUCCAGGCUCCCAGAGUGAGCCAGGCUCCCACUGCCCAGCCAGGCUGCCAAGGCACAGUGUGGUGCCCGGAGUGGUGCCCACGCAGCUCCCCCUGGCCAGGCUGUGCCCUGCCCUGCUCCCUGCCCCAUGGCUUGGAGCCAUGUGGGGACCGAGGGGCAGGAGGGCUGGGACAGCCUGGCACGGGCUCUGACAGGCAGCACCCCUGGCACUGCCAUUUGUUUGCACCUUGAAAAUGCAAUCCCUGCUGCUUGCUGCGGACAGCUGGGGUGGCAGAACAGGGAAGCAGCCUUCACCUGACUUCAGAAUUACAAAAGAGCAAUCGAUUCCCAGGGCAAGCACCGCUCAGCGCAUAAAACAUGUGCUUUCUAGUGGAAAUGACCAAGUCACCCAAAUUUGCAAAUCCUGGUAGAAAUUAUAGACUAAAUGUCUAUUCCCACUCGAUCCCCCAGUGUCAUAAGAGCUGUUUGCUGGGCCCAGCAGAGAGGAGCAGAGCUUUCACACAAGUGCACAGCUCCACCUCCACUGCUGCAGAAACCAGGCAGAGGGGGAGCAGAGGUGAAGCAGAGCUGCUGAAAUGGUCCCUUGUGUGGUGAUUUCUCAGGGCACUCAGGCACUGCUGGCAGCUCUCUGUGCUCUGAUGAGGGCUAAGGCUGCCUGCAGCUCGGGUACAGCCCCAUGAGAGCCCCCUCACACUGGGCAGAGGUGCAGGAAGGGGCUGCUGCAGGAGGACCAGGACCCAGUUCUGGUUCAGGUGAAAGAACUCCCUAGAACUCCAGCUCAGCAGAGGAAAUCACUGCUGCAUUCACUGGGUGAGAAGCUGACCCUGCUCAGGGUUCCAGGGCCUGUCUGUGGCUCACCAUGCCAUGGAAUGGUGCCGGUGCCUUGGACUGCACGAGAAGAGCUGAAGCCAUUUGCACCAUUCACCACAUGGCCCGUGCUGAGGGACACUGCGAGGUCCCUGCUGCCACCCGCCAGUUCCCAUCAGCCUGGGCAGAUGUAAGAACAGCUCCUGACAUAGCGCAGUUUUCACUAACCCACAAACUCCCAAAUUACUACAGGAAAAUUGGAAGUAUAUAAUAAGAAUAAUCUUAUGAUGUUUCACACAUUAUUCAAAUAUCAGAACAGGUCCUACAUGAAACCUGUGGUUGCGGGAUUUGGUGCAAGAUGCUGAAUGGAGGCCAAGGGGCUCCAGGCCCAGUGUGCCCCUCAGCAGAGGAUGUCUGGGAGUCUCUGCCUGUCCCUGCAGCCCAGCCUGGAGCAGGGCUGGGCAUGGCGCUGGCCCUGGCUCUGGCUGCCUGGCACAGGGGCCCAGCUCGGGGCUGGGGGCCCCUGGCCGGGCUGGGGACCCUGUGCCCCUCCUCACUGCUGCCCCCACACUCCCUGCUGUCAUUUCUGCCAUAUAUUCAGAGUUUAUUUUUUAUACCCGACGCCAUCUCCAGCUGGGCAGGAGCUGACGGGCGCCCAUGGGAGAGGAGAGCCCGCUCCUGUGCCCUGGGUGCUCCUGUGCCCUGGGUGCUCCUGUGCCCUGGUGCCUGCUCCAUGGGCACGCAGCGUGCUGGGACAGCGCAGCGCAGCCGCCAGCCCUGUCCCAGGUGCAGCUGUGGUGCUGCCACUGCUGCGGUGCUGCAGGGAGCAGGGCCAUGCCAGCACCCUGCGCUGGGGCACGGGCGCUGGGCUGGGCUGGGGGUGGCGUUAUUUUGCUUUGCUCUUCGGAAAUGCGCCCCAUGCAUGCCCCACUGCAGCUGGGGCUGGAUGGGGGGGAUUAUUUUCUAUCUGGCCAGAGAGAGGCCUGCCAAAUGAGAGUCAGGUUAAUAACACUUUUUUUAAAAAAAACUAUUCAAAUGUCAGCAUUAGAAUACCCAGGAAAUUGAAUUUUGUAUUUGGUUUCAAUUAGCAAAGCAUAAAUUAUAUUUAAUUUUAUACACAGACUGAGUGAUUCAUUGUUCUGGAAAAGCUGGUACUUUCUGGUUCAGAGACUGGAAAUGGAGAGUGGGUCUGUUCUGAAUCUUGUUGCUGUGCUGUCACUGCCUCCCCAGUGCGUCUCUGUCCGUCAGUGUCUCUGUACCUGAGCGAUGUGACUGUCCUGAACUGAACCCUGGAACCCCCAGCACUAAACAAUAAAUCAUUGUAGCAGCUGCA